This is a messenger RNA of Menidia menidia (Atlantic silverside), 2052 nucleotides long. Lineage: Eukaryota; Metazoa; Chordata; Actinopteri; Atheriniformes; Atherinopsidae. The record is from the annotation of a GenBank genome assembly.
GAAAAACCGGGAAGUGACGUAAUGGUUUGCUUCACUGAGGGACAACGAACUUGACAACACCAGGAGUGAUUACUUAUGUUGUUUGUUUUUGUCGUUUAUUUUCCGUCCAUUUAGAAAGCACAAUUAAAAUCUCGCGGCAGUAUGAACAAUUUAGCACAAACGCCUUGGUGAGUGCAGCCAAUGUAAGCUAACUCUACGACACGUCUUCGCCUGACUGCCCGAGAUUGUGGAGUAGCUUGCUUACGUUGCAGAUAACGACUCUUUAGUUUUCAGUAAAUGGCCUGCACUUUCGAAAAAGUGUUGGGAGAUGCUCGGACCCUUCUCGAAAGGUUGAAAGAGCAUGACACCGCCGCCGAGGGACUGAUAGAGCAGUCCGGGGCCCUCAGCCGGAGGGUGCAGAGCAUGACGGAGGUGGGCAACGCUCUUCCAGACAAGCACACAGAAGACAGCUCAGAGAUUCAGGAGCUCACCAAGUACAAGCCCCAUGUCCUUCUGACUCAGGAAAACACUCAAAUCAAGGAUCUGCAGCGGGAGAAUAAGGAGUUGUGGCUGUCUCUGGAGGAGCACCAGUACACGCUAGAGUUGAUCAUGGGUCGCUAUCGCAAGCAGAUGCUCCAGCUGAUGAUGGCCAAGAAGGAGCUGGACACCAAGCCAGUGCUCAGCCUCCACGAAGACCACGCCAAAGAAGUGCAGGGCCAGUUGGAGCGGAUAUGCGAGAUGGGCCAGGUGAUGAGAAAAGCUGUCCAGGUGGAUGAUCAACGCUACUGCACGGUUCGAGAGAGGCUCGCUCAACUAGAGAUUGAGAACAAGGAGCUUCGCGACCUUCUGGUCAUCAGCAAGGGAUCUGUAAAGAUCCUGACAGAAGGACCCGAGCAGCCGCCAAACGCAGAAACUGCAUGCGAACAGUCCCCUCAGGCGGAUUCCAACGAUACGUGAAAGCAGCACCAGAGCUGCAUUUGACACUUGAAGACUGAAGCAAGCUAACUGAGUAUGUCUGAGAAGGAGCUGGGAAAGAAGUGGGACCGAUGCCUAGCGGACGGUGCCAUUAAACUAGGUGCCGGGCUUGGGUUAGGAAUAGUGUUUUCUGUCCUGUUUUUCAAAAGGCACACGUGGCCGAUUUCAUUUGGCUCUGGAGCCGGACUUGGCAUGGCGUAUGCCAACUGUCAAAAUGACCUCCGGUCCCAUUACCUGCGGCACACAGGCGAUAAGGCGCAGUAACUUCACAUCAUCAGGGGACUUUUUUUAAUUGUAAUUUUUUUUGCAUACAUUUUGUUUGCUCCAUCAUUUGCACUAUUCUACAGUUUGAUCCAUGCUUCCUGUUCGUAAUCCUUACCGAGUUUGACUGUAUGGUUCAUACAUGCCUGAUCAGGACAGUCUGUGUUUAUUUAAUAAAAUAAUCUUGGCUAUGUAUAAAUGAGGAAUGACUUGGUGAUAAAUUGUUCCCCGUGUGCCUUAUAGGGGAUGGAAAGCAUGUAAUGUUCUAUAAUAUGAUAGUAUUUCUCCAGACUGGGGUAAUAUGAUGCAUUUAACAGCCAAAAGAACCUCAAGACGAUGCUGAAGAGAGUUAAGAAUGUGCUACUGCCAUUAUAAAAUAAGAUGCUUCAGAUUUUUUUGUGUUCGAUUUAUUUUCUGGAGGGUGGCAGGGAGGGCAGUGGGUGCUGCAGUGUGACUGCUAUCCCAUAAGGUGGUGGGCUUGGUGAAGGGGUUAGAAUCUUGGCAGCAGCAGAUGAAAGGAGUGUAAUUAUGUUGGAGAUUAGUCAGUCCUGAGGGGGCACCAAAGCUUCAUUUAUUCUAUAUUUAACUGCUCCGGCUGGAAAGUGAAAAUCCAUGGCGUCAAUUUUUGUGUUGGGAAAUACUGGGAUGAGCAAAUGCGACCGCCAUUUUCUUAUGUGGAAUGUAGACUGGUUCUCCGAUGGUAAAUAUGAUUAAACACUUCAGAGAAUAAACUUCUGUUAAUGAUCCGUUUGUGACAGAUGUCACCUAAUUGCUGUUCAAUUCUUUUUCCACACAUUUGAUCAAUCAAAAUGUCCACGUUUCAAGUUUUUAAAACAC